Messenger RNA from Bradysia coprophila, 950 nucleotides. Its product is annotated as apolipoprotein D-like. The record is from RefSeq and is a predicted model, not a curated record. Gene Ontology annotation, cellular component: cytoplasm. NCBI's taxonomy places the organism in Eukaryota, Metazoa, Arthropoda, Insecta, Diptera, Sciaridae. Gene Ontology annotation, biological process: response to reactive oxygen species; lipid metabolic process.
ACUUUACACCGAAUCGGUUUUAACGCACGUUCAGCUCCUCUCGUGAUAGUUUUUCUUCAAAAAUGUUUCAAAAAAUGUUUCAAUCAGUUUUGCUAUUAAUCGUUUCCUGCCUAAUCAGUCAGUGCAUCAGCUCAAUAAGUCCUGGCCGAUGUCCGUACAUCGAACCAAUUGAACAUUUUGAAAUGCUAAAGUUUCUCGGCAGAUGGUAUGCGAUACAAGAGACAUCGACCAAAUCAUCGUGCAUGACCUAUGAUUUUCUGGAAGGCAGUCGAUCCGGCGAAUAUCUGUUGGAACAAUCGUCCGAAGGAUAUGUGAAGAGUCUCAAUGUUUCGUACAAAGUCAGCUAUGCUGGAAAGUUGACGGUUCCCGAUAGCAAUGCGUGUAACAAAAUGACAGUCACUUAUCCGUUGAUACGACUGAUGGGCACCAUAUUAUUCGAAGUGAUCACAACCGACUACGAAUCAUAUGCUGCCGUAACAACAUGUCAGAAUGUUUUAUGGAUGCUCAAACGGCAAACCACAACAUUUCUCUCACGCACGAAACACAUCAGCGAGGAGACAUUGGAAAAGAUGAAAUCCAAAGUGCAAAGCCAGAAAAUCAGCAAUCCGCUACUGAAAUCUGUUCGGCAUCUAUCGUGCCUGGCCGAUAACAGUCGCGAACUGUUCAAGAUAAAUUCGAAUCCAUCCGUUCGAGUGUAUGAAAGUGUGGCAAAUCCUGUGGAGGAUGUCGAGGAGAAUUUGAGAAAGGUUUACUUUAGCAGUGGUAGUGAUCCAGACUUGGAUUUCCUUAACAACAACGAUAUUGCAUCGAUUGUCGGAGGUGACUGAUGGCCGGGAAUGCCAGUAGCGGAAGAAUAUGUUUGGAAUACGGCGACAAAUGUGAUAUAUCAUCUAAAGCAUCAGCAUUUUGAAUUUAAGAGCAGAAAUUCUGAAUAAAAAGCAGUUCUUGUA